CUCAUUCCAAAAUCUCUCAUCGCCAUUUAAUUGCUCUGAUCGCGCCCUGUGAUGUAUCAUUAUUGCUCAUAGUCUUAUAGACGCCACACUACCUAGAUUAGAACUGUACGCCUGAUUCGUUGCGCAUUGGAUACAUGCGUAUGCCUUAGGCUUCUCAGCUUUGUAUAAGAGUCUCUUACUCGGGCAAUGCUUGGAGACAUCUAACAUCAUAUCUUUUCCAUAUCACAACUCCUAAAUCAUAGGCAUCAUAUCUUCUUGAGUCGUCAAGAUGGGCAUGGGAGAUUACUCACCCGGCAGCGUUUGGUACUAUGCACCAAACAAAGCUGCUCCUAUUGUCUUCAUAGUACUCUUCUUGAUCAGUGGAGUCAUACAUACAUAUCAGACAAUCAAACACCACUCAUGGCGAACAACCCUCUUCCUCCCCUGGGCCGCCCUCCUCAUGACCGCCGGCUUCGCCAUCCGCCUAGUCGCCGCCUACCACCCAGACUCCCUAACCUACCUCAUCACCGCCGUCAUCCUCAUCAUGUCGGGGCCUCCAGUCUACGCCCUCAUAAACUACAUCAUCCUCUCCCGAAUCCUCUACUACAUCCCUUACCUCUCCCCCCUGCACCCAGGCCGCGUCGCCACCACCUUCGUCGGUCUCGACGCCGUGUGCGAGAUCCUGAUCGGCCAGGGCGCAUGGCGCAUGGCGGACAGCAGCCGCAGCCAGAAGGAGCGCGAGAUCGGAAGCCACCUCGUGACGGCAAGUCUAUGCCUACAAGCCGCCCUUUUCGGCGCCUUCGGGGUCCUUGCCGUCAUAUUCCAAUUCCGCGCCAAGCGUGCAGGUGUUUUGAGCAAGGACCUCGCGAUCGUGUUGUACGUGCUGUACGCGAGUGCAAUGAUCAUUACGAUCAGGUGUAUUUAUAGGUUGGUGGAGUAUAUUAUGGGGUGGGACUCGGCGAUUUAUAAGAACGAGGUUUUCUUUUGGAUCUUCGAGGCGAUCAUCAUGUGGAUUAACACUGUGCUGUUGAAUGUGUGGCAUCCUGGGAAGAGGCUGCCGAGGUCGAAUUCGGUGUUUUUGGAUAGGGAUGGGGUUACGGAGAGGAGGGGGCCUGGGUGGGCGGAUGAUAGGCCGUGGAUUGUUACGGUGUUUGAUCCGUUCGAUGUGUAUGGCAUGAUUGUUGGGAGGGAUGAGAAGAGUCGGUUUUGGGAGAUGAGUGAUGAGGAGUUGGAGAGGUUGAGGAGGGAGAAGAAGCAGAAUAAGAGGAGUGUGCUUGAGGGUGUCUUAGAUCCUUUCAGGCUGUGGGGAAGGAGGGGGUAUAUUGGGAAGUAUUUCUUCAAGCAGACCAAGCAGGCAGAUGGGAACAGGAACGCGUCUGUGACGGCACAAUCGGAAUUCGAGGUCAAAGGAACGCAGGCAACCCCGAAGGCAGAUGUCUAGGUGGUGGAGGGUGUGGUUGCUCGGGAGUCCUGUCAUUUUUCCUUACGCGUCUUGAUUUGAUACCCUCUUUCAUUGCUAGUAAUCAGUUCGUUUUAGUGUAUAGUGUAGUUUUAGGGGUCUGUAUUAUAGUC
This is a messenger RNA of Aaosphaeria arxii CBS 175.79, 1551 nucleotides long. RefSeq lists its product as uncharacterized. The coding region runs from base 269 to 1420 and encodes 383 amino acids. NCBI's taxonomy places the organism in Eukaryota, Fungi, Ascomycota, Dothideomycetes, Pleosporales. Gene Ontology annotation, cellular component: membrane. The transcript has 3 exons. The record is from RefSeq and is a predicted model, not a curated record.